AGUUAGUGUCGGUUUUUAGCAGCUUUUAGGCUAAAGCUUACCUGAUUAGAAAUAUGAAUCCGGCGACAAGUAGAAAACAGAAGGAUAGAUUAAAUGUUACGCCAAUUCUUAAUAUUCCCCCAUCUCCGAGAGGGUCAAGUACUGAUCUAAGGAAUACAAUUGGUCAUUCUCUAGGCGAAGGAGAAUGUGAACAACAGGGUCUUUUGCAUGUACCAUCAUGGUCGAGUGGAAUAACCUUUGCGACGGAAGGUUCUCUGGAACACCAACUUAUUGCAGCUUAUGCAUCAACUCAUUUGGAAUCUAUGUGUGAAUUGGACAUUGAUUCAGCACCUCAUGUACAACGAAUGAGCGGAGUUAUCUGUACUAUUGGCCCUGCAUGUAGAAGCGUUGAAAUGCUAAAAGAGAUGAUUAGAGCAGGAAUGAACAUCGCUCGAAUGAAUUUUUCGCAUGGAGACUACGAUUAUCAUCGCGGCACCAUCGAGAAUGUCCGAAAAGCUAAUAAUGAGAUACGCGAUCGUACUGUCGCUAUUGCUCUAGACACUAAAGGACCUGAAAUUAGAACAGGUCUACUGAAGGGAGGCCCAACAGCUGAAAUUGAGUUAAAAGAGGGAGAAACGAUUAUCUUAACUACAGAUAAAGCUUACGCAGAAAUCGGUGAUGAGAAUAUACUCUAUGUCGAUUAUGAGAAUAUAACGUCAGUACUUGAAGAGGACCGUUAUAUUUAUAUCGACGAUGGUUUAAUGUCUUUGAAAGUUAUUAGUAAGGAUGACAAGUCAUUAACCUGUAGAAUUGAAAAUGGUGGCUUACUGGGAUCGAAAAAAGGAUGCAAUCUUCCAGGAACACCAGUCGAUCUUCCACCUGUAUCUGAAAAGGACAAGAAGGACUUACUCUUUGGUGUUGAACAAAAUGUUGAUAUGAUUUUCGCUUCAUUCAUAAGAUCUGGUAACGGUAUCAGAGAAAUUCGUAAGAUUCUAGGAGAUCGGGGAAAACACAUUAAAAUUAUUGCCAAAAUCGAAAAUCAUGAAGGUGUAAAGAGAUUCGAAGAAAUUCUAGAACAAGCCGACGGUAUAAUGGUUGCUAGAGGAGAUUUAGGUAUUGAAAUCCCAACGGAGAAAGUGUUCCUCGCCCAAAAAAUGAUGAUUGGAAGGUGUAACAGAGCUGGUAAACCAGUUAUUUGUGCAACUCAAAUGUUGGAAUCUAUGGUUAAAAAGCCAAGACCCACCAGAGCUGAGAGUUCAGACGUUGCAAACGCAAUUUUGGAUGGAGCUGAUUGUGUAAUGUUGUCUGGGGAGACGGCAAAGGGUGCAUAUCCUUUGGAAUCAGUUCGUACUAUGCAUAAUAUUGCAAGAGAGGCGGAAGCCGCUGUUUAUCAUAAGCAGUUGUUUGAAGAGCUAAGACAGUUAACUCCGAGACCAACUGAUAUUACUCACACAACUGCUUUGUCGGCCGUCGAAGCCAGUGUUAAUUGUUUAGCAAGUUGCAUUGUCGUAAUCACAUCAACUGGACGUUCUGCACAACUGUUAGCUGCUUACAGACCUAGAUGUCCGAUAAUAGCUGUAACAAGAGACGAUCGCGUAGCCAGACAGCUACAUUUAUAUCGUGGAAUUUUCCCAAUUCAUUACACAGCGUCGAAUAGAAUCGAUUGGGAAAAUGAAGUAGACAAACGUUUAGCUUUGGCGUUAGAAUUUGCAGAAUAUAGGCAAUUUUUACCAAAUCGUUUAUCAGAUGAGGCUAAAAGUGCACAUCUUAUCUUGGUAACUGGAAAUAAUGCGGGAUCAGAACUUCGAAAUCCUGAAUGGGUAGAAGAUAUGGACUCACGAAUUACUUGGGCAGUAGAGCACGGAUGGAAAUUAGGUGCAGUUAAGGGUGGAUCAACGGUUGUUAUCGUUACUGGAUGGCGUCAAGGUUCGGGUCAUACUAAUACACUUCGAGUUAUUCGGGUACCGAAAACUGAUAAGGCCCCGAAAAAAAUGCUCGUUGUCGCCUCAACUGGAGAUAUCGCUGGCCUGGCUGAGCAGUAA
Messenger RNA from Dimorphilus gyrociliatus, 2021 nucleotides. The record is from the annotation of a GenBank genome assembly. Lineage: Eukaryota; Metazoa; Annelida; Polychaeta; Dinophilidae.